AUGUCUCCUGCAGAGAGGCUGAAGGUGCUCGUUUUCUUGGCCUUGUUCUUUGGAGCGGUAGGAUUUCUCUUCACGCUGCUCUCCUGUGGGACGGAGUACUGGCUGCUGGCUGCUGAGUCCUGCAGCCGGACAGAAGACGGCUACGGAGGAAGAAGAAGCACUGAGGCUGUAAACGAUGUGAGGGUCUUCCAUGAGGGUUUAUUUUGGCGGUGCUCCUUCGUAGCUGUUUCUGAUGAACUCUCUAUAUGGGACCUUUGGAUUUCAAAUCAGCCUCCAUCAAAGAUCUGCAAUGCUGCUUUCCUCUUUCCAUUUCCUGUUAAUGAGCCAAUGAGAUCACGGGUGGAGCCGCACAGUCUCCCCAUAGAACCGUAUGAACAUCACUCUGCUAUUGUUUUUAGGACCUUCUGGAGCAUCUUCCUGGUCACAGGCCUGGGGAGUGUUGUCAUUGGAGGAUUUGUUGUUGUCUGUGCCGGCCCACUGACCAAUCACAGACUCUAUAAAGUGGGCGGGACCCUUCUGCUUUGUGGAGGUCUGUGUCUGCUGGCAGUGCUGGUCAUGUAUCUGAUGUGGGUCCAGGUCCUGGACACUCUGGAGCAGUUCACUAACCAUCAGAGAGUCUCCACCUGCCCCUCCUUCCAUCUCAGCAUCGAGCACGGCCCUUCGUUCCUCCUGGCUCCAGUCUCUGUCUUCUUCUGCCUGCUGGCCGGCCUGCUCUUCGUCCUGAUUGGUCGGAGCAUUCAGGAGAUCCAGCUAGAUAAAGGAGACAAAGUUCCUGAACUUCCAGCAACUGAUAUUGAUCUGUAA
Molecule: messenger RNA, 804 nt
Organism: Centropristis striata (black sea bass)
Lineage: Eukaryota; Metazoa; Chordata; Actinopteri; Perciformes; Serranidae
Product: transmembrane protein 182-like
Exons: 5
Coding region: 1-804 (267 amino acids)
Cellular component (GO): membrane
Source: RefSeq, a predicted model, not a curated record